Molecule: messenger RNA, 420 nt
Organism: Strongyloides ratti
Lineage: Eukaryota; Metazoa; Nematoda; Chromadorea; Rhabditida; Strongyloididae
Product: Glia maturation factor, beta
Exons: 3
Coding region: 1-420 (139 amino acids)
Biological process (GO): negative regulation of Arp2/3 complex-mediated actin nucleation; actin filament debranching
Cellular component (GO): actin cortical patch
Molecular function (GO): actin binding; Arp2/3 complex binding
Source: RefSeq, a predicted model, not a curated record
AUGAGUGGAAGUCUAUCGAUAUGUGCUAUUCCGGAAGAAUUAAAGAUGAGACUGAAGAAAUUUCGUUUUUCAAAAAGUAAAAAUAUCAAUGCAUUAAUUUUGAAAGUUAACCGUGAAACACAAAAUAUAUUUGUUGAAGAGGAAUUUGAGGAUUGUGAUAUUGAUGAAAUAAAAAAUGAACUACCUGUUCAACAGCCACGUUUCUUACUCAUCAGUUAUCCAAUGAAAUCAAAUGACGGGAGAGAAACAUUCCCUAUGUGUUUGAUUUAUUAUUCUCCUGACUCUUGUAAUCCAGAAACUCAGAUGCUUUAUGCUGGGACAAGAAAUACAUUAGUAUCUGAGUGUGAAUUAACAAAGAAUUUUGAACUUAGAGAAUUAGAAGAUUUUUCAAAUGAAUGGCUUGAAUCACAUUUAAAAUAA